AUGGACAGAGCUAACGGCAGCAUCUUUUCUGGGUUCAUUCUUCUGGGCUUCUCCAACAGGCCUCAGCUGGAAACAGCUCUCUUCGUGGUCAUCCUGAUCAUCUAUUUCCUGAGCUUCCUAGGCAACAGUACCAUCAUACUGCUGUCGGUUGUAGACCUUCACCUCCGUACCCCCAUGUAUUUCUUCCUUUCUAAUCUCUCUUUUAUGGAUCUUUGUCUGACUACUUGUACUGUCCCUCAGACCCUGUUCAACUUCAAGGGGAAGGACAAGACCAUCACUUACGGUGGCUGUGUGACUCAACUCUUCAUUGCCUUGGGACUUGGGGGAGUGGAGUGUGUGCUCUUGUCUGUGAUGGCUUACGAUCGCUACGCCGCUGUCUGCCGCCCACUGCACUACCUGGUGAUCAUGCACCCACAGCUUUGCUUACAGCUGGUUAUAACUGCCUGGCUCACGGGAUUUGGCAAUUCCGUGGUACAGACAGCAUUGACCAUGACCCUUCCCCUCUGUGGCAGAAACCAAUUGGACCAUUUCUUCUGUGAAGUUCCGGUGAUGCUGAAACUAGCCUGCACUAACACCUUCCUCAAUGAGGCUGAACUCUUCGCUGUCAGCGUCUUUUUCUUGGUGGUACCACUCUCACUCAUAUUAGUGUCCUAUGGCCACAUUACUCACGCAGUUCUGAAGAUAAAGUCAGCCCAGGGGAGGCGGAAGGCCUUCGGAACCUGCGGCUCUCACCUUCUGGUAGUAACUAUCUUCUUUGGAACACUCAUCUCCAUGUACCUCCAGCCUCCCUCCAGUUACUCCCAGGAUGUGAACAAAAGCAUUGCGCUUUUCUAUACGCUGGUGACUCCUCUGUUGAAUCCCCUGAUUUACACGCUGAGGAACAAGGAAGUCAAGAGCGCCCUGAGGAGACUGACAGGAAGUACAGAGUCAAGAAAGAGUUAA
Acomys russatus (golden spiny mouse) is the source of this 942-nucleotide messenger RNA. RefSeq names its product putative olfactory receptor 2B8. Bases 1 to 942 code for a protein of 313 amino acids. Gene Ontology annotation, molecular function: olfactory receptor activity; G protein-coupled receptor activity. The record is from RefSeq and is a predicted model, not a curated record. The transcript has a single exon. Gene Ontology annotation, cellular component: membrane. Gene Ontology annotation, biological process: G protein-coupled receptor signaling pathway. NCBI's taxonomy places the organism in Eukaryota, Metazoa, Chordata, Mammalia, Rodentia, Muridae.